AUGCCAGCGCAGGUGCCUGACAAGCUGUCCGCCACCAUCUCCUUGAUCAUCCGCUGCCUGGAACCUGACACCACCUACAUGUGAGUAGCAAUACCAGCUGCUGACUUGUCUCGAGCCCACAUGUGGUAGGCAGCAAAGGGGAAUAGACAUCUUUUGAAUUAAGAUGGAGAUGCAAGGCACAUUUGCUCAUGCAGCCCAAACAUAUAUGCUGCAUGUAUCUGGUGAUAUUUUCUGUUCCGUCAUCAGGUUCACUCUCUGGGGUGUGGAUAACACAGGGAGACGUUCAAGGUCAAGUGAUGUGACUGUGAAGACUCCUUGCCCGGUGGUGGACGAUGUGAAGGCCCAAGGUAACAGUGCUGCCGCAGAGACCUGCCCGUUGGCAAAAGAAGCAUCUGCGUACAGCGCUUGAGGAUUUUAUUUUUAAUCAUUUUGUGUGUGUGUGUGCGAAACCUAUUCCUGCAACUAUAAAUUUUAGGGUUUCGGUUUGAAAAAUGAUGCUUUGAAAAGGCACAAUAUAUUAUCUGGCAUGUACAUCUGUGUUGCAAGUUGCAAAGCUAGGUUGCUGGUAAAGAGCCUUCGGGAGCUCAUCUUUGAAAUCCUUGUUCCAUCUUCACUGUUGCAUUGAAACACAAAAUGCCUGUCUUCCCUUGCCCUGCUUGCCCAGGGUGGCUGUUUCCCCAGCAAUCUCCCUUCGCCCUUCCCAAAAAUGCUGUGUUGAGGAGGGCAGCUGUGAUGGGGAAACACUUUUUUCCAAGAGGUGCUGUUUAAACUCCAAACUACCCUUCACUAUGUCGAUCAACAUUUCACCUUCCCUUUUUGUUUAAAACCAGAAAUAGCAGACAAGAUCUACAACCUCUUCAAUGGCUACACUAGCGGGAAGGAGCAGCAAACGGCCUACAACACCCUGCUGGACUUGGGCUCACCAAGCCUUCACCGGGUCCUGUACCAUUACAACCAGCACUACGAGAGCUUUGGGGAGUUCACCUGGCGAUGCGAGGAUGAACUGGGCCCCCGGUAAGAUGAGACCUUCUGUGCCAUGCCGGUUGUUUCAGAAUACUGUAUCUGCCAAAGUUAUUGUCACUAGACAUCUUUAAGCCACAACAUGUAAAAUGGAAAAGAUACUGGGAGUGUGUCUAUGCCACAGCAUGGCUUAACUGGUUUAAUAGUAAUUAUCUUUCCCCGUAGCAGUUCGAAAGCACAUCAAGUGGAAGUAGAUAAAUAGGUACCACUCCAGUGGGAAGGUAAAUGGCAUUUCCGUACGCUGCUCUGGUUCGCCAGAAGCGGCUUAGUCAUGCUGUCCACAUGAUCCGGAAGCUGUACGCCAGCUCCCUCAGCCAGUAAAGUGAGAUGAGCGCCGCAACCCCAGAGUCGUCUGCGACUGGACUUAACGGUCAGGGGUCCCUUUACCUUUUUUGCCUUUCCCCAAGGAGUGUUGGGAACUAUGGCUUUGUGAGGAAAUAAGAAUUUCCAACAUAGUUACCCAUAUCAUCACCAAACUGGGAUCCACAGGAUUCUUUGAGGGGAGCCAUAACGAUUAAACUGAUAUAAAAGGGGCACACAUGUUUAGCAUUGUUCUGUCCUUUAGUUCAGGGUAGUGACACAUAUUAGAUGCCAGAGGGCUGAAAAAAAAUAAAGAAUGCUUGAUUAAUUUGCACACCCAACCAACUCUUUCAAUAGGCCUCAGAGCAGAUUACCCUAUAGCAAGAGUUGGGGUGGGGGUGUCUACCUUACUAUUUUCCUGGCUAUGGAUGAGCUUUAUUCUUACUUACUAGUAAGGGAUGUUUUAAAAAUGAUUCAAGAGAGAUGUAAGAGUUAAUUCCCUUUAAAAAAAAUAAACUCUGAAAUUAGAGGAGUCAGGUGGUGUCAAGUUAUUAUCACCCAGCAGCAUUUGAUGGAGAUCAUUUCAUCAUAAGGAUGAUGAUAAAACUUAGGGAUCCAACUUGCUGCUUGGAUCAGCUGCCUGCAGACAGAUCAAAUGCACCUGUGACUGACAGGGCAAGCGACUUGCAGAUUCCACCUUAACUAAGAGACUGGCUGCUCUGUUACAGCAUUUUGUCCUCAAUGCACUUGUCAUCUUGCAUACCAACAAUGUCCCUCCUGCUUUGAGGGCUGGAGGGGACAGAGUAAUAGGGCUUUUUCACCCUGGAAACACUUUGGAAGAGGCACCACAGCUCCUUGUAGUAUUUAUCCUGUUUUUGCCCUUGGUCAAACACAUUUGGCAAGUGUUUGUAUUGCUUCAAAAAUCUACACAACCUGCAUGAUUCUGAGCAAUAGUGGAAUCAAAGAAAUGGGGGUGUACAUUGCAGGAAGUGAAGCCGAAAUCCCCCUUUAACUCUCUUGGAGUCAAACUCAAUAAGAAGACAGAGAUCUGUAGCUGGAGUUCACUAGUUGUUGUUUCAAGUCUGUUUUUUUGCCAAAAGCAACCAUAGUCUCAAUGGGUUCAAGUCCCUUGGCACGUCAUGAUACAUGUUUGGCCCCUCCCCUCACUCCACAAAUACUGUUUUCCUAAUGAAAAUCCCUUUCUAACAUGCUGUUUACUCCAUUAGGGAAAAUCUAUGUGUUGCAGCUUCAGAGGAUGGGUUUCACUGAGAAAAUGUUGGGUGGGGUGGGGUGAGCUCCACUGUAGACUCAAUCCAGAUUAGAGACCUUUUCUUUUUUUGCCAAAAUGUAAAGCGAUCACUGUUCCCCAUCAUCUCACGUGGUUUGGCCCUAGAAAGACUCUGAGGGGGAGGACUCUUCAUGGCUUCUUAUGCUUUGCCAUCCUUGAGCACUUCUUCAGCAACCACUUGGCUUUCAAGUAAUUUCCUAGCAACAGUAGUUGCCAUGACAAAGAACAAGCACCCAACAAAAAGCUGGGUUGUUGGUAACUCUGACAUCUGGAAGCUGAAAGGCUGCAGGCUUUGCGAUGCUGACACUUAAGCCAAACAUCUGGCUUAUAUGACAGUGAGAGGUUAGUGGCAGUCUGUCAAAGAGGAAUCUUGGAGAGUACAGUCUAGCUUGAACCCACUUACAUCUUGUGUCCCUAGUCUUUCUCUCAGGAGCUCAGGGUGGUAUCCAUGAAGCCUUCUGCCAUUUUGCUCUUGCAACAACCCUGCAUGGUACAUUAAACUAAAAGACAGUUGCUGUCCAAAGCCCUUCCAAUGAGCUUUGCUGGCCCAGGUGAUGCAAUCAGACCACUAUGCCACACUGGUUCUGAUAUCCUGGAGAGCUCAGCUGAUGAAGUUCUAAUCCAGGGAUGGGGAACGUGUGGCUCUCCAGAUGUUGUGCUCCCAUCAGCCCCAGCCAGCAGGGUCAAUGGUCAGGGGUGAUGGGUGCUGUAGCCGAACAACAUCUGGAUAUUGUUUCAUGCACUUUCUCUCAGUAACUCAUACAGCAAUCAUAGUGGCAGUUAAACUCGGUUCACCUGCAUACUGACCUCCACGGCCUCUUUUUGAGGUCAGUGUGGCACACAUGUGAACUGGGACUGAGCAAAGGUUCCUGCUGACUCCAUUGCACCUUUCGCUGACCUCCAGGAGGGGGACAGAAGCACAGCUUUAAUUAGGGGCUGGUUCAAGGGCUUCUUAAUUUCUCCACCUCCCCCCCCCGCCAUUUAAAAGUUCAGCCAUGGUUCUUUUUUUCUUUUUUUUAAAUGAUAUUUAUUAAAAUUUCAAAAGAAAAAGAUCACAUUGAUAAGAAAAAUAACAAUAAAAAAAAGAAAAAUACAAAGUACCAAAAAAAACAAUUAAAAACAAUUCCAUCUUUUCAUCACUUCUCUUACAUUUACUUAUUUCCCAGACCUCCUCAUACCUCCCUUUUUUGUAUUCCAAUUCAAUUUGUUAGUCCAGCAAUUCCUUUCCCUCCUUUUAAUCCUGAUCUUUAAUCUUACUAUAUUAUAGCAUUAAAUUUUUACAUAUUGAAAGCCAAUUUUUCCAUAUUCUUUUAUACCAUUACAGCUAGAAACCACUUAACUUCAAUCCGACAUCAUUCUAACAUUCAUUAAUUUUACAAUAUUUCUGUAAGUAAUCUUUAAAUUUCUUCCAGUCUUCUUCCACCGACUCUUCUCCCUGGUCUUGGAUUCUGCCAGUCAUUUCCGCCAAUUCCAUGUAGUCCAUCAUUUUCAUCUGCCAUUCCUCCAGUGUGGGUAGAUCUUGUGUCUUCCAAUGCUUUGCAAUAAGUAUUCUUGCUGCUGUUGUAGCAUACAUAAAGAAAGUUCUGUCCUUUUUUAACACCGAUUGGCUGACUAAAAGUUCAGCCAUGGUUCAACUGAACCAGCAACACAUCAGACUUUGGAAAUGAGGUCUCAAACGUCUUUGGGGAAGAUGCUGAAUAAUAUUAGUUGCCAUCUCCCCCCAAUCCAACCCCAUACAUUGCCAUUGUCACAAUGUAGCAUGAAAUGUAUUUCCCCCAGAACAUCUGUCUUGAGCCAUAGCAACAGUGCUUUUUUCUGGGAAGGGGGGACACAGGGGUACGCAUACCCCUAAACAUUUUGUGAAUCUUUGUACUUUGGUCCAUUUACUGUAUUUAUUUUCCCCCGAAUUGAACUAUAAAAUGGUGAUUUUCUUGAGUCAAAAUGAGAAUACCCCUAAACAUUUUUUAAAGAAAAAAAGCACUGCAUAGCAACAUAUGUUCUAUAAGAAAGUCAGCAGGAGGAUUUUGCCAUGUUUUAAUCUUGAAACAGAGAACUGUACCCUGAACAUGUAUCCCAAAUACAAACAAACGUUACGAUCCAGCAAACAGAGGAUGCUAAAUUAAUGACUUGGUGCAAAGGCCUCACUUCUUGUGCUUUAGGACAAGCUGCCCAAGGAGGGUAAUGCAAAUAAAAUCUCCUCAUGUGAAGGCUUUCAUGAGAAAUCUAGGUAAAGGUGGUCCCCACACACCCCCGGCCGUGAUCUAAGUUCCAGCGUGGUUGAUGUCUCAUCUUUCUCACCACAAUUUCUAUUCUGCCAUCUCUCUGGGGAAGAGCCAUAGCUCACUGGUAAAGCUUCACAUGCAGAAGGCUCAGAUGCAACCCCUGGCGUUUCCAGAUGGGACUGGAGGAGAAACUGCCUUAAACCCUGGAGAGUGGCUGCCAUUUUGAGCAAGCCACACCCACCAUCCCUCCCCUGACAUCAUACAUGGCGUUGGGUGUGAAGUGGCCUUUCAGAUUGAACAACUGGAAGCCGAAAGUGGCUCCCAGUUGGUUGGUUACUGCAGCAAGGCCAGUUCCCAACCACCCAGCGGUUUAUGGGCAAUAGGGGCACGCAAAGGAAAAGUGCAGGAAGAAUCACAAAGCCCUUUCCCACAUUCCCCAUUUCAACCUCCAAUGCCAUGUGUUGAAAGGGGGAGUGUGAGGUGGGCUUUGCACUACCAGCAUGGUUCAGGGGUCAAUUCUCGGUUCCUCCUGUGUCCCCACCACCACCUCCCUGCCAGUGCUGUGAGACGCAAGAGAAAGAAAUCUGAAUGUUAAAAUGCAGGCUUCAUUCUGGCUCCCCUCCUUGGCAGCAGGAGCUUGCGAAACCCACAAAGCAUUUUGACAAGUGAGCAGGACAACCCACCUGUCAGUCAUGUGACCUAAUGACACCAGGUGAUCGACAGUUGUUUGACCAUGCCCACUUGUCCAACUUGGCUGCUAAGGUUAAUCUUGAUAAGCAUCUGAAAAAGUCCCCCACUGCUGGUGUAGAUGGUGGAUUGAUUCCGUAUAAGAUUGCUUCCUGUGUUUCUGCUUAGGCCCAUUUCUACUUCCCUUCCCUUGUCUCUUUCUGUCCUCUCUAGAAAAGCCGGUCUCAUUCUCUCCCAGCUUGGGGACCUCAGCACCUGGUGCCAUGGCCUCUUGCAGGAGCCCAAGAUUGGUCUUCAGCGCAUGUCGCUCAAAUUCCUUGCCUGCCGUUACAGUGAGAUCAAGCCAUACGGAUUCAGCUGGAUGGAGCUGAGUCGGGACCUCAAGAAAACCUGUGAGGAGCAGAUGUUGAGUGUCCUCUACAAUGACUACGGGGACAGAGACAACUGA
Molecule: messenger RNA, 5965 nt
Organism: Podarcis lilfordi (Lilford's wall lizard)
Lineage: Eukaryota; Metazoa; Chordata; Lepidosauria; Squamata; Lacertidae
Source: the annotation of a GenBank genome assembly